Pseudo-nitzschia multistriata is the source of this 5775-nucleotide messenger RNA. The record is from the annotation of a GenBank genome assembly. NCBI's taxonomy places the organism in Eukaryota, Bacillariophyta, Bacillariophyceae, Bacillariales, Bacillariaceae.
CCCCAGCUUUGGUUGGUAAGGAGGCCUGGGGAUGCAAUGAAAGACUGUUGCCCUUGGAUAUGAUGGUCCAAAAUGGUAAAGUCCUCUGUCGUUGUUCUUUUCCUUAGCAUCUAGUAGUACUUGUGAGAUGGCAGACAAACACUAUCCCACCAAGAAUGCUGGAUGCUAAAGUAAAGAUCAAGACCAAGACCAAGAACAAAAUAGAAAAGAUUUUUUGUUUCUUCUAUUGCUGGCUGGUUGGUCAUCCUUUCAAGAAACACCAUGUGACUACUACUAGCAGUAAGUAGGUGUUUAAGGGUCCUAGACUGAUUUGAAAUGCUUAUUGCUAAGUGUUUUUCUGACAGAGGUACCAGUACAAUUUUCAAUUUUGACUGUGUUGCUUACUCAAGUGUUAAUUAUGUUUUGAUGCUCAUAAUGCAAAGGGAAUGGAACAGAAACCAUGUUGAUUUAUUUUUAGUAACAAUAAAAUGAAUUCCCAAAUCCCUUGUGAUAAGAGGAACCAAUCACAAAUAAUUGUGAUAAAAAUGAUCAUAGAAGGUCAGAAUUUCUUGAUAAAAAAAAUUGUGAUCUCAUUUUUUCAACAGAAAAUAAUAUAUUUGAGACAGUCUCACGAGAAUUAUACUUGAGAGGCUUCCCAUUAGUACAGAUGACUGGGAUCUCAUUGUGGAAGAGUAUGCAAAAAGUUGACCCUUCUUUACAAGUCAGAAAUCCAUCAAGACAAAGUAUGCAGCUUAUUAAGAGGAUCAAUAGCUCAACAGGAAAUCAAGACAUGCCAGUGUCCGUGAAGAUGGCUUGCAGGGCCCAUAUCCUGAUUGGUCAGAAGGUAAAUUUUGGUACCAGAGAGGAGGACUUUGAUCUGAAGAAAGGCAUCAUUAAGAGUGAGACUGUGAAGGUUUCAGUGCCUUAAAAUACAAUAAUAGAAAUCACAGUCUUAUAUAUCAGCAACUUGUAUGAUCAUAUCAGCAAAUUACAUUGUAUCAAUGGCUCCUCCCUAUCUUAUCAGCCAUUUGUAUCAGCAACUCCUCAGUAUUGUAUAAAGCACAAGAGCUUUAGCUCAAGAGCUUGUUGGUAUUGAAGACUGGUGUACUUGUAGCUCAAGACCAAUGUGAUGCCACAUUUAUUUACAUAAUCAACUGAGUAGUAGCAUCAAAAUUACAUGUAUCCAUGCAGUGCAAGGUUACAGUACACCAGCACAAUCGAUGAGCUGAUGCGAGUCACUCCUGAUAUGGAGGACACUGAUACAGCAGAGGACACUGAUACGGAGGACACUGAUACGGAGGACACUGAUACGGAGGACAUUGAUAUGGAGGAAACUGAUAUGGAGUACACUGAUACAGAGGACACUGAUAUGGAGAAUGCUGAUAUAAAUCACUGAUACAAUACAUAGGACGCUGACACAAAGGAAGCUGAUACAAGUUGCUCAUACCAUACUUUGGAGCCGCUGAUACAGAGGAGCUGAUAUGAUACAGAGGUAGUGUGAUAAGAUACGAGUUGCCGAUACUGAUACAUUGGUUUCUAUGAUUUCUAUUGUAUUUUCUACAUGAGUUUGUACUAAGUUCCCAUUAACUUUUCUUUUUUGUACUUAACAGCAGCUUACUUGUUGAGGUGUGUUAGCCCUGGUUAGUACAAGUGCACUGCGCUUUUUUUCUAACCAGACCCUCUUUUUUUGUAACUAGACUAUGAGUAGUAUUGUGGAGAAAAAAAGGGCCUCUCUAUAUCGGUAGGGAAGGGUUUGGUUUCAAGUCCUACUAGUUACAAAAACUCAAAUGGCAAUUGUAACCAGCUUGAGGUGCGUGUACUAAAGCAAAAAAUAACUUGUGUUUGUUAGAAUAAGUUUUUUUACUCAACGGUUACCAUGUGACGCGGUCCUUAAAACGAGAACUGGAACUUUCAGCAUGAAAAUAAUUUAAACUGUAACUUUUUUCGAAGGCUGUUGUAAAAUUAAAUAUAAACUUACUUAACCGUAAUAUAAACUUACUUAGAGGCCCUGAGCGAAUGAAAAUACUGUUUAAAAACAACUUUUCCUCAAAUUCACCAAAAUAAGCAGUAAUUUCAUUCCUUCAGCACGCGCUGGCAAAAUAACUGGACCAUUAAGUAAUUUCAGCACAGGCUCCUAUUACGGCAGCUCAAAUUCCAAAAUAAACAGUAUUUUCAUUCGCUCCAGUCUUACGGCAGCUUCACUUGACCAAAAUAAACAGUAAUUUCAGCACAGGCUCCUAUUACGGCAGCUCAAAUUCACCAAAAUAAACAGUAUUUUCAUUCGCUCCAGUCUUACGGCAGCUUCACUUGACCAAAAUAAACAGUAAUUUCAGCACAGGCUCCUACUGCUGAAACGGGAUCGCAUGGUACUCAGCUCAAAUUCACCAAAAUAAACAGUAUUUUCAUUCGCUCCAGUCUUACGGUGAAAAUACUGUUUAUUUUGGUGAAUUUGAGCUGCCGUAAUUUGGCCAUACGGGUCCACUUAUUUGCCAGCGCCGGUGAUGAAGGAAUGAAAUUACUGUUUAUUUUGGUGAAUUUGAGCUGAAGGAAUGAAAUUACUGUUUAUUUUGGUGAAUUUGAGCUGCCGAAGCUGCCGUAAGAAAACAAGAAAUUAGGAAAAGUUGUUCUAAGUAAGUUUAAAUUACGGUUAAGUAAGUUUAUAUUUAAUUUUACAACAGCCUUCGAAAAAAGUUACAGUUUAAAUUAUUUUCAUGCUGAAAGUUCCAGUUCUCGUUUUAAGGACCMCAUGUGACGCAGAUAAAACCUAGAUUCAAAAAAAUAAAAAAAAUGUGAGGUUCGGUACCAGAUGUCACAGUACCGGUACAAGUACUCGUCCAGUACUACGAGUACUUGUACUUUCAGAUCAGAAUAUUUUGAUACCUCAAGAUGAUGAUCCGAGUUUUGCCCCAUUCCUGAUCUCAUCACUACGGUUGAUUUUUCCAAAUCAUAAUAGAAGAAAUAUGUCGUUUAGAAUUAUUUCAAAGUUUGUUCUCAACCAAGGAAAUGGAAGGUGUAUCACCGCCUGCCAUCGGAAUCCUUUUGGGACCUUUCUUUCGUCACCGUCGGCGACGCCGUCCAAUGCAACAGCGCGUGCAAGAGGACGUCAGAAAAGUUACUUCCAAUUAAGAUUUUUCGGAGGUUUGUCUGACGACAUCGAAAACCUUGUUUGCAAGCCACUACAAAGUCCCGCGGGAGUACUCGAUGAAUCUGAAUCCAAUUUUAUCCCCCAAAAUGCUUUGUAUGAAGGUCAGGGUUGUGCAAAAAAACGCGUUCUUGUUUUGUGUACAGGCGGAACACUGACCAUGGCACCGGAUUUAAAACAGAAAGGAGCCCUAGCUCCUGUUGAAGGUGCUAUAUCUAAGUACAUGAGUCAAAUGGUUGAACUGAAGGAGGAUAAUCCAGAAAUGCCGGAUUAUGUUCUCCAUGAAUAUUCUCCCUUCCUAGACUCAGCCGACUUGGGACCCGCAGAUUGGGUAACAAUAGCGAAAGAUAUCGAGUCCAAUUAUUUUAAGUUCGAUGGUUUUGUAGUUUUAACUGGGACUGAUACGAUGGCAUACAUAGCAACGGCUCUUAGUUUCAUGUUGGAAAAUUUGAACAAACCUGUGAUUUUUACGGGAUCACAAAUUCCACUUUGCAUGCCACAAAAUGAUGCGAGACGAAAUUUAAUCAUGGCCAUGAUUUUUGCCUCUAGAGAUAGUAUCAACGAAGUGUGUAUUUUCUUUCACGACAGGCUGUUGAGAGCCAAUCGCACCACCAAAGUCAAUACUCAUAAGUUGCUGGCUUUUGAUUCGCCGAAUAUGGAUCCUUUAGCUACCAUCGGAAUUUCUAUCGACGAAAACGAGCACGUCUUGUUACCGCCUGCAAAAGGCCCAUUACGUGUUCAUCUGCGUAUGGAUACACGUCUACUUACAAUUCGACUCGUACCUGGAUUUGACGAUUCAAUGAUUCGGCGAUUAAUCGAGAGCAACAUGGAAGAGCAACAAUUACGGGCGUUGGUAUUGCAACUCUAUGGAACAGGAAAUCUUCCAAGCGUUAAAGAAUCCUUUAUCAAAUUGCUGGCGGAUGCAACUGAACAAGGUAUUAUGGUUAUAGCAUCAACUCAAUGCUUUACCGGGUCUGUACUACUAGGGCACUAUGCCACAGGUCGAGCCCUGCUAGAAGCUGGAGCAGUAUCAGCAGGUGAUAUGACGCUAGAAGCUAUUGCUUGUAAAUGUGCAUAUCUUUUUGGACGCCGUGGCUUCACCAACCAGCAGAAUGAGGAAUUGAUGGGGAUAAGUUUAAGAGGAGAACUGACCCCCCCUGAACUUUUGGUACCUCCAACUGGUGCUUCUGGCUCGUUUGAGCAAUGCAUCGCGAAGGCUAGGAAGAGGUCUUGAUAGGAGGUUCUGAUCUUAUGUUCAAACGCAGUCAUGAUUGUCCACUUUGCAACAUUAUGUUCAUUGAAAGACCAACAUAUACUAUAUACUUCUUUUCAAUACCUGUCUAAUUUAUCUAUCGUUGUGCCAUUUUCAUUUCGAUGUAAGUUCAUACAUAGACUACAAUUUAGGAGUUCAAAAAUGAUGUUGUACCUGGGGAGUUCCCUGCCAUAUCAUGCCCUUCUAGCAUGGAAACAUUACAUCGUUGACAAGUAUGAUGCAUACCCGUGAUGCAGUACGAAAGCUCGUAGUACGAUCAUGAUAUAUAUUCUUAGGGUCCCAACACCUUGAAGCUGCAGAUUGUUGAUUUUUCCAAAACGAAAUCAUUCGAUUCUUGUCAUCUUCCGGGUAAAUUAACAAUUGUAAUAUCUGACGGAUCACCUCCGACAAAGUCGAUCAAAAGCUCAGGUGGAGUGUUAGAUUCCCUUGAGUAAAAUACAUCACCACCUUGCAAUUGUUCGGGGCCCCGAUUCUGUAUCAUGAGCAUCAUCUGGUUGGGUUCUUCUUCGGGUUCGAACUCGUACUCAAAUAAGACCUCUGUAACAUCAAUGUCGACGACUUCGUCAUCAGGUUUCACCGUGAAAGAAGGUCCAACCAGAACACCAUCGGCAUCGUCCUCAGGUGGACGGAAAGAGAAUCCGUGAAAAUAUUCAAUCGCCAUUCUUGUUUCUGGUAUGCGAACAAUGGUAUACGUGGCCGUACCUCGGCUUUCUUCAGGCACUACAUGAUAAAGUCGUAGUGCGGCGCUUACCGGUAAGUUAGUAAGUCUACUAAACGCAGGGACAGCGUCAAAAGGGAAAGUAAUCAAUGCAACGGUAUCCGGUACAGUUUCGUCUUUCACGGGGCCAUUUUGAACCACGAAAGUGUCCAUUUUUCCAUGCUCCUCCCCCAUUAUGUCAUGGUGCCCAUUCAAAAUCACAAACGUGUCCUGAUUCGCAAUGACACCCAAGGUUUCUGGAAUUGAUAUAGUAGGAGCUGGGGAAACUGUCGGUGAAAUUGUCGGAAACAAUGUUGGUUCAAACGUUGGGGAAUCUGUCAGUGUUAAUUGGGUUACUCUUUCAGUUGGUUUAAUCGAUAUUAGAGAGGGAGGGAGAGGUUGCGGAGCAAGAGUCGGAUGAAGAGUAGGUCUAGGGGUCGCACCGGGACCUCUCGUUUUGUUCUUUCCUCCUACGAGGAUACCCACAACGACCCCGAUAAUGAUGAAACACAGACAGCACCAACAAACUGCAACGAUUGCUAUUAGUUUUUCUCUGCCUUCCCACCAUUCGUCACUGAUCUCCAUUCUAGUGCCCCCAUCCUCCUUGAAUUUUUGAGAAUCGUCGUAUGCCCCUAAGUCUCUAUUCGAAGAAUUUUGCUCGUCGUUAAAGUAAUCAGGAUUGUC